CUGGUUUGUUUAUGUUUGAAAUCGUAGUCUAGCGCGGUCGGUUUUGGUGCGCGCAUAAAUUUCGGUUCGCGUAAUUCUUUCUGAAAAUCGUUGAAUAAAGGUGUUACAAGUUGCAAAUUACCGCUGCAAACAUGGCUAAACCUAAAAAGGAUAAGCAACCAUCCAAUGGUGUGUCGAAAAAGCACGCGACGGCCACGGACGGAGGCUCUUCGAAAAUCUGGACCGACGAGCGAUUUGCCCACUUGGUAAACGAUCCACGCUUCAAAGGCAUUCCCAAGACGGAGAAAAAGGUCAAAAUCGACAAGCGGUUCCAGUCGAUGUUCAAGGAUGAGAAGUUCAACGUGAAGCAUACCAUCGACAAGUACGGUCGAAAGGUGAAGCAGGCUGAAAGCGAUGAGCUGCGGAAGUACUAUGAAAUGGGGUCCGAAUCGGAGUCAGAGCCGGAGCCGGAGAUUGAGAAAGAGGAGGAGCCGAAGGCGGACGGUGACUCGGAUUCGGAUGGGCUGGAACUGGAUGACGAAGAGAAGGCGAUGGCCAUGCCGGAUAAGGUGAAAUCUCGGUUGGAAGAUCUGGAGAUCGACUAUGCCAGAGGUGAGGGAGCCAUUGCAUCGGACAGUUCUUCGGACGAUGAUUCCGAUGAGGAGGGCGAAGAUGAAGGUGAGGAAGUAUUCAUCGAGCAUGUCUGGGGGGAACUGGAUGCAGAUGCGGAACGGACGGACGAAUCAACGCGGAGACUAGCCCUGUGUAACAUGGAUUGGGAUCGGGUUCGGGCGGUGGACAUAAUGGUUAUGCUGAGCUCGUUCCUUCCGCGGGGGUCGACUAUCCUGAGCAUCACGAUCUAUCCAUCCGAGUUUGGCAAAGAACGAAUGCAAGAGGAAGAAGCCCAAGGUCCAGAAGAACUAACGGCGCAGCGGUCGGAUCAAUCAGACGAGGAAGGUCUGGAUGAGGAAGCAGCAAAGGAGAAGCAACUGGAACGUCUCCGCGAGUAUCAGCUGAACCGUCUGAAGUACUACUACGCCGUGGUCGAGUGCGAUAACGUCGAAACGGCCGACAAGCUGUACAAGGAAUGCGAUGGCGUUGAGUACGAGAGCACCGCCAACAAGCUAGAUCUACGAUUCAUUCCGGACGACAUGGAAUUCGACGACGAACCGAAGGAGAAGUGCACCGAACUGCCCGAGGUGGGAAAGUACGAACCUCGAGUGUUCAUCACGACGGCCCUGAAUCAAUCGAAGGUGGAGCUGACCUGGGACGAGAAUGACGUCGAGCGAAAGGAGUUCAACGAGAAGAUACGCGCUGGGAAGCUGGCGGAUGUGAAGGAUACCGAACUGAAGAAGUACGUCGCUUGCAGCAGCAGCGAAGAUGAGUCGGUUGAUGGGGGCGAGGAAGAGGAAGAUGAAAGUGAAUCUGAGGAAGAGGAGGAAGAAGAGCAGAGCACGAAAGGUGGUAAAAAGACCAAAAAGCAAGGUAUGAUUGCAAAGUACAAAGCACUGUUGGGAGAGAUCAAAGAUCAGGAAGACAAGGAAAAGGACGAGAAGGUUGAGAUGGAGUUCAGUUGGAAGGUGAAUGGAGAAGGAAACGAAGAGGAAGAGUCGGAAUCGGAAACGGAGCAAAAGAAGCGAGACAACAUCAAUCCGUUUGAGAAGAUACUGGAGAAAGCCAAGGAGAAGAAAAAGCGUCGAAAGGAGCUGAAGAAGAAGAAGAAACGAGGCGAAGUGAACAGCGACGGAGAAGAGGAGUCCGAAGAUGAUACACCGUACGGAGUGGAUUUAAACGAUCCAUUCUUUGCCAGUGCUUUCGACGAGAAGGAAUUUGAUUUGAAGAAACCAAACAAAAAGGACAAGAAGAAACAGAACGCAGAACAAGAGGAGGAAGAUGAAGCCGAAGCGGCUCGCAAACGCGCCGAGUUGGAACUGAUGCUGGACGAUGGAGACGAUGACAAGAGUCACUUCAACCUGAAAGCGAUCCAGGAGAACGAGGUCGAUCUGAAGUCCGUGUCGAAAUCGAAAAGGAAACGAAUUCUGAAAAAGAGCAAGAAGCAAAUCGAGGAACAACGUCAACAGAGUACGGGUGGUGACGAUUUCGAGGUCAAUGUGGAUGACGCUCGGUUCAAGGCGGUUUACGAGAAGCCGGAAUUCAACAUAGACCCCACGAAUCCGUCGUUCAAGAAGACGAAGGGAAUGGAGAAGCUGAUACAGGAGAAGUUGAAGAAGCGGCCACUGAAGGAUAACGAUCUACCGGGGGCGAUGGAUGAUGGCGAGGAUAACGUGGCAGCGAGUGAAUCAAAGAAGGCAAAGAGAGAUGUCAGCACUAGUCUUCUGGUGAAAAGUAUCAAGCGAAAAAUUGGAAAGUGAUUGUAAGUAUAUUUUAGGGGUAUAAUAAAUGCGACAUGUUGGCAUUUUGAAAAAAGAAGAUGAACAAUUUAACAUCACAUUUCCUGAGGCUUUGGCGUUUAGCAGCACAUCGUCACCACUACUACUGCCGGACGUACGUUGACCACCAGCAAUCAUGUACUUGGUCUUUGUGGUGUUCAUCGUAAUCGUGAGUCCAAUUCUGCGGCUCCGUGGUCGUGCGGCUAGUGUCUUCUUCUUCUUUGUGGCU
Molecule: messenger RNA, 2598 nt
Organism: Aedes albopictus (Asian tiger mosquito)
Lineage: Eukaryota; Metazoa; Arthropoda; Insecta; Diptera; Culicidae
Product: ESF1 homolog
Exons: 2
Coding region: 132-2351 (739 amino acids)
Biological process (GO): rRNA processing
Cellular component (GO): nucleus
Molecular function (GO): RNA binding
Source: RefSeq, a predicted model, not a curated record